This is a messenger RNA of Trichobilharzia szidati, 480 nucleotides long. NCBI's taxonomy places the organism in Eukaryota, Metazoa, Platyhelminthes, Trematoda, Strigeidida, Schistosomatidae. The record is from the annotation of a GenBank genome assembly.
AUGUCAGCGAUCAAAUUUUUUAUUCAUCGUCCAGACAUUGAUGUACCACUUGCUUAUCGUUUACAAAUGUCUCUGUUUAAAAGUAUGGAUUGGAAUAAAUUGAUGAAAAAGUUGCAUGAGAUAACACAUUUUCAAUUUGCUGGUUUUACACUUACGUGGAAUGAUGGCUUUCAUAAUUGUAUACUUACAGAUAUAAAGGAUAUCAUGAGAGCCGUGGAGUAUAUCCAAGACAAAGAAUUGGUUGAUGAUUGCCUACAUGUAAAAGUCAAUAUUAUUCCAAAAUCUUUACCAAAUCAAAGUGUAUGUGGUAAUCUUCACCAGUCUAAUAAACCUAUUUAUUAUCCCUAUCCACCAACGUAUGCAGAAGCAAUAGGCUCACAGGCACCAUUCACUUCUAAGGGGAAAAGCAAAGUGGCUACUAAAGUUAUCAUAAUUCGUCCAAAUCAACAGAAUGACAAUCAAGAAGACAGUAUUCACUAA